AUGAUCAAGAACGAAGUAAGGAUGAGAGUAAGUAUUGUCGAGGAGAGAUCUGAUUUACGUGACUUGACUGCUGCUGCAAUGAAGGCUACGUACAAUACACGGAAACCAGGCGGAGUUGAAAGAUGCAUCGAUUUGUUGAAGCACUUGAAGUCUCUAUCUCUUUCCGUGAAGGAUAUGGAACAUUCUGAAUCAAUAGCUAAGCUGGAGGCUUUGAAAAGUCAUAGGAACCCUAAGAUCCGUAAGGAAGCUCAAGUUUUGUUUCAUUCGUGGUUGAAGACAAUCUACACCCAAGGAAGCGACAACUCUUUCCAAGCUACUCUUACCAAGGCUCGUCUGGAGAGAAAGAAGCCUGUACUAACAAGGUGUUCGGAGUUGAAGAAGACGGAAGAACGGAGAUCUACGUCUCAUGAAGACGGAAGAACGGAGAUCUUCUCGGGGUUGAAGAAUAAAGAUGACGAGAGUGCUCAGACUCUUGAAGCGGUAGAUAUUAAGAAAACGAUCAAACUCUUGGAGUUGAAUAAGAAAGAAGAUCAGAGAUCAUUGACUCGUGAAAGAGAGAAGAUUAAGAAAGAAGAAAGGAACGACGUUUUGGUGCUGAAACAGAAAGAGGAUCAUAAAUCUGAGACGUGGGACGAGAAAUAUACGAAGAAAGAUACAAAGAAUGAUCUAAAGCAGCUCAACCUGAAGAGAAAACGUGUCCCUUUGGAGGAUGGUACGACGAAGAAGCCACGUGAAGAUAUUGCCUACGUACGAAGUUCCAGUUCAUUGACAAAGAAGACUAUAACAGAAAAGGAGCUGAAGAACAAGAAAGUGGAUGAGAUGGUGAAGCUGUUCGAAGCAGCAAAGAAAGCUGCUGAUGUGGCCAACGCUAAGGGCAUUCUCUCGGGUAAACUAGAGGCCUCUCGGUGCAUUGACGCACUAGAGUUACUCAAGAAAAUCAAUAUCAGUCCAAAACCUACUGAGCCAAGGAGGAUGAUGGAAAAGCUUGAGGGACUUACAAAGCAUAAAGACCGCAAAAUUUGCCAUGUUGCAUCAGCCCUUCUUCAACUUUGGAGACAGAGGAUCAGAGAUCAAGUGCGUAAAAGGUCUGUGACCAAGACGUGUCUUAACAACUCUCGUGAAGCUCGUUAG
Molecule: messenger RNA, 1131 nt
Organism: Camelina sativa (false flax)
Lineage: Eukaryota; Viridiplantae; Streptophyta; Magnoliopsida; Brassicales; Brassicaceae
Cellular component (GO): nucleus
Source: RefSeq, a predicted model, not a curated record